CAUAUAUGCAUUCGGAAAAUUAGUGGGGAACACAAUCACCAACUUUGAAUGGAACGACAACGACGAAUAUAACAACUUGUAUGCACAGGUGAAUGCUCAUAAACAGCAAAAUCCUAAACUGAAAACAUUGCUGGCAAUGGGGGGAUGGACAGCCGGAAGUCUAAUUUACUCAAACAUGGCAUCGACAGCGCAAAAUCGGAAAGAGUUCAUUGAUUCUUCUAUUGCGUGGUUACGAAAAUACAACUUUGAUGGUCUCGAUAUGGAUUGGGAAUACCCAGCAAACCGGGAUGGGAAACCUUAUGAUAAAGCAAACUUUGCUCAUCUUUGUAAGGAAACACGUGAAGCUUUUGACAACGAAGCUGCUACGACAGGGAGGGAGCGGUUAUUAUUUACAUCCGCUGUUGGCGCGGGGCGGAGUGUCAUAGACACUGCUUACGACGUCCCUGUGAUGGCACAAUACAUGGACUUUAUUUGUACAAUGACUUACGACCUGCAUGGAUCUUGGGAGUCAUUCACUGGUCUACAUACUGGACUCUACGCUUCAAACAAUGAUUCGGACAAAACUUUGAAUGUCGCAUCUGCAGCAGAAUACUGGCAUCAAAAAGGAGUACCCCGAGAGAAGUUAAUCAUUGGGCUGGGAACAUACGGCAGAAGCUUUACCUUGGUGGACACUUCUAAGCACUGGGUCGGUGCUCCAGCAUCGGGCGCUGGAAGAGCAGGGCCCUACACGAGAGAGAAAGGCUUUCUGUCUUACUAUGAGAUUUGUGAGAUGCAGAGGAGUGGCCAAGGUACCACAUACAGAGACCCGGUAGCCAAAGUUCCGUAUUUUGUGAAUCCAAGUACAAAACUGUGGGUUGGUUUUGACGACAAGACCAGUAUCUAUACAAAGGUCACAGAUCUCAUCAUCAAAGGUGGCUAUGGAGGAGCCAUGAUAUGGUCUCUCCCACUGGAUGAUUUUAAAGGCACAAUAUGUGGGGAGGGAAAAUACCCACUGAUUUCUUUGAUGAAGGAGACACUGGAGGCAGCCGAGGAGGGAGGACCAGUGGGUCCCACAGUGGGGCCGACGAACGGUCUUGUUAGCACUCAGUCACCGUCUGUAACCACCUCCAAGGGAGGUGAAUCAGGUCCAUCAAAAUACAAGGUAGUUUGUUAUUACACCAACUGGUCCCAGUACAGGAAUGGUGCUGGCAAAUUCUUCCCCAAGGACAUUGACCCUCAACUCUGCACACACAUUAUAUAUGCCUUCGGAAAAUUGGUGGGGAACAAGAUCACCAACUUUGAAUGGAACGACAAUGACCAAUAUAACAACUUGUAUGCACAGGUGAAUGCUCAUAAACAGCAAAAUCCUAAACUGAAAACAUUGCUGGCAAUGGGGGGAUGGACAGCCGGAAGUCUGAUUUACUCAAACAUGGCGUCUACAGCGCAAAAUCGGAAAGAGUUCAUUGAUUCUGCUAUUUCGUGGUUGCGAAUGUACAACUUUGAUGGUCUCGAUAUGGAUUGGGAAUACCCAGCAAACCGUGAUGGGAAACCUUAUGAUAAAGCAAACUUUGCCCAUCUUUGUAAGGAAACACGUGAAGCUUUUGACAACGAAGCUGCUACGACAGGGAGGGAGCGGUUAUUAUUUACAUCCGCUGUUGGUGCGGGGCGGAGUGUCAUAGACACUGCUUACGACGUCCCUGUGAUGGCACAAUACAUGGACUUUAUUUGUACAAUGACUUACGACCUGCAUGGAUCUUGGGAGUCAUUCACUGGUCUACAUACUGGACUCUACGCUUCAAACAAUGAUUCGGACAAAACUUUGAAUGUCGCAUCUGCAGCAGAAUACUGGCAUCAAAAAGGAGUACCCCGAGAGAAGUUGAUCAUUGGGCUGGGAACAUACGGCAGAAGCUUUACCUUGGUGGACGCUUCUAAGCACUGGGUCGGUGCUCCAGCAUCGGGCGCUGGAAGAUCAGGGCCCUACACGGGAGAGAAAGGCUUUCUGUCUUACUAUGAGAUUUGUGAGAUGCAGAAGAGUGGCCAAGGUACCACAUACAGAGACCCGGUAGCCAAAGUUCCGUAUUUCGUAAAUCCAAGUACAAAACUGUGGGUUGGUUUUGACGACAAGACCAGUAUCUAUACAAAGGUCACAGAUCUCAUCAUCAAAGGUGGCUAUGGAGGAGCCAUGAUAUGGUCUCUCGCCCUCGAUGACUUUAGGGGUACAAUAUGUGGGGAGGGAAAAUACCCACUGAUUUCUUUGAUGAAGGAGACACUGGAGGCAGCCGAGGAGGGCGGACCCACAGUGGGGCCGACGAACGGUCUUGUUAGCACUCAGUCACCGUCUGUAACCACCUCCAAGGGAGGUGAAUCAGGUCCAUCAAAAUACAAGGUAGUUUGUUAUUACACCAACUGGUCCCAGUACAGAAACGGUGCCGGCAAAUUCUUCCCCAAGGACAUUGACCCUCAAUUGUGCACACACAUCAUCUAUGCCUUCGGAAAAUUAGUGGGGAACACGAUCACCAACUUUGAAUGGAACGACAACGACGAAUAUAACAACUUAUAUGCACAGGUGAAUGCUCAUAAACAACAAAAUCCUAAACUGAAAACGUUGCUGGCAAUGGGGGGAUGGACAGCCGGAAGUCUGAUUUACUCAAACAUGGCGUCGACAGCGCAAAAUCGGAAAGAGUUCAUUGAUUCUUCUAUUGCAUGGUUACGAAAAUACAACUUUGAUGGUCUCGAUAUGGAUUGGGAAUACCCAGCAAACCGGGAUGGGAAACCUUAUGAUAAAGCAAACUUUGCUCAUCUUUGUAAGGAAACACGUGAAGCUUUUGACAACGAAGCUGCUACGACAGGGAAGGAGCGGUUAUUAUUUACAUCCGCUGUUGGCGCGGGGCGGAGUGUCAUAGACACUGCUUACGACGUCCCUGUGAUGGCUCAAUACAUGGACUUUAUUUGUACAAUGACUUACGACCUGCAUGGAUCUUGGGAGUCAUUCACUGGUCUACAUACUGGACUCUACGCUUCAAACAAUGAUUCGGACAAAACUUUGAAUGUUGCAUCUGCAGCAGAAUACUGGCAUCAGAAAGGAGUACCCCGAGAGAAGUUAAUCAUUGGGCUGGGAACAUACGGCAGAAGUUUUACCUUGGUGGACACUUCUAAACACUGGGUCGGUGCUCCAGCAUCGGGCGCUGGAAGAGCAGGGCCCUACACGAGAGAGAAAGGCUUUCUGUCUUACUAUGAGAUUUGUGAGAUGCAGAAGAGUGGCCAAGGUACCACAUACAGAGACCCGGUAGCCAAAGUUCCGUAUUUCGUGAAUCCAAGUACAAAACUGUGGGUUGGUUUUGACGACAAGACCAGUAUCUAUACAAAGGUCACAGAUCUCAUCAUCAAAGAUGGCUAUGGAGGAGCCAUGAUAUGGUCUCUCCCCCUCGAUGACUUUAGGGGUACAAUGUGUGGGGAGGGGAAAUACCCACUGAUUUCUUUGAUGAAGGAGACACUGGAGGCAGCCGAGGAGGGAGGACCAGUAGACUCCACUGGAGGUCCCACAGUGGGGCCGACGAACGGUCCUGUUAGCACUCAGUCACCGUCUGUAACCACCUCCAAGGAAGGUGGAUCAGAUGUGGACUGUAGCAUUUCUUCCGACGGAUUUUAUAGAUACCCGACAGAUUGUUCUAAAUUCAUUCAUUGUGCGAGUGGACAAUUAUACCUGAAUGACUGCCCGCCAGGUCUAAAUUUUAACCCCAAAAUUAGCCAGUGUGACUGGCCUGCCUAUGUGGACUGUUCCCCACCAGCUAUUAGCGUGGCUGAAUCUAUUUCCACAACACAAGCCACUUCAGCAGAAAAAUCAACAUUUUCAUCAAACAACUCGCUAGCAAACAAUCCAGCGAAAUACAAGCUGGUAUGUUACUACACCAACUGGUCCCAGUACAGAAACGGUGCCGGCAAAUUCUUCCCCAAGGACAUUGACCCUCAACUGUGCACACACAUUAUAUAUGCCUUCGGAAAAUUGGUGGGGAACAAGAUCACCAACUUUGAAUGGAACGACAAUGACCAAUAUAACAACUUGUAUGCACAGGUGAAUGCUCAUAAGCAGCAAAAUCCAAGACUGAAAACAUUGCUGGCAAUGGGGGGAUGGACAGCCGGAAGUCUGGCUUACUCAAACAUGGCGUCUACAGCGCAAAAUCGGAAAGAGUUUAUUGAUUCUGCUAUUUCGUGGUUGCGAAUGUACGACUUUGAUGGUCUCGAUAUGGAUUGGGAAUACCCAGCAAACCGGGAUGGGAAACCUUAUGAUAAAGCAAACUUUGCCCAUCUUUGUAAGGAGACACGUGAGGCAUUUGACAAGGAAGCUGCUACCACAGGAAGAGAGCGGUUAUUAUUUACAUCCGCUGUUGGCGCGGGGCGGAGUGUCAUAGACACUGCUUACGACGUCCCAGUGAUGGCUCAAUACAUGGACUUUAUUUGUUUAAUGACUUACGACCUGCAUGGAUCUUGGGAAUCAGUUACUGGUCUACAUACUGGACUCUAUGCUUCAAACAAUGAUUCGGACAAAACUUUGAAUGUUGCAUUUGCUGCAAAUUAUUGGCAUCAGAAAGGAGUACCCCGAGAAAAGUUAAUCAUUGGGCUGGGAACCUAUGGCAGAAGUUUCACCCUGGUGGACGCGUCUAACCACGGGGUCGGUGCUCCAGUAUCGGGCGCUGGAAAAGCAGGUCCCUACACGAGAGAGAAAGGCUUUCUGUCAUACUAUGAGAUUUGUGAGAUGCAGAAGAGUGGUCAGGGUACUACAUACAGAGACAUGGUAGCCAAAGUCCCGUAUUUUGUGAAUCCAAGUACAAAACUGUGGGUUGGAUUUGAUGACAAGGAGAGUCUGUACACAAAGGUAACAGAACUCGUCAUCAAAGGUGGCUAUGGAGGAGCCAUGAUCUGGUCCCUUCCCUUGGAUGAUUUUAAAGGUACAAUGUGUGAUGAUGGAAAAUACCCACUGAUUACUUUAAUCAAGAUGGAGCUGAAGCGAGCUGAAUUGGAAGGACCUGUGAGACAGACGAACAGUUCUGUUACCAUAAAACCACCGUCUGUAACCACAGCAGGGAAAGCCGGAUCAAGUUCAUCGGAAUACAAACUGGUAUGUUACUACACUAACUGGUCCCAGUACAGAAACGGUGCCGGCAAAUUCUUCCCCAAGGACAUUGACCCUCAACUGUGCACACACAUCAUCUAUGCCUUCGGAAAAUUGGUGGGGAACAAGAUCACCAACUUUGAAUGGAACGACAAUGACCAAUAUAACAACUUGUAUGCACAGGUGAAUGCUCAUAAACAACAAAAUCCUAAACUGAAAACAUUGCUGGCAAUGGGGGGAUGGACAGCCGGAAGUCUGGCUUACUCAAACAUGGCAUCGACAGCGCAAAAUCGGAAAGAGUUCAUUGAUUCUUCUAUUGCGUGGUUACGAAUGUACGACUUUGAUGGUCUCGAUAUGGAUUGGGAAUACCCAGCAAACCGGGAUGGGAAACCUUAUGAUAAAGCAAACUUUGCUCAUCUUUGUAAGGAGAUACGUGAAGCAUUUGACAACGAAGCUGCUACCACGGGAAAGGAGCGGUUAUUAUUUACAGCCGCUGUUGGCGCUGGACGGAGUGUCAUAGACACUGCUUACGACGUCCCAGUGAUGGCACAAUACAUGGACUUUAUUUGUACAAUGACUUACGACCUGCAUGGAUCUUGGGAGUCUUUCACUGGUCUACAUACUGGACUCUACGCUUCAAACAAUGAUUCGGACAAAACUUUGAAUGUUGCAUUUGCAGCUAAUUAUUGGCAUCAGAAAGGAGUACCCCGGGAAAAGUUGAUCAUUGGGCUGGGAACCUAUGGCAGAAGUUUCACUCUGGUGGACGCGUCUAACCACGGGGUCGGUGCUCCAGCAUCGGGCGCUGGAAGUGCAGGUCCCUACACGAGAGAGAAAGGCUUUCUGUCUUACUAUGAGAUUUGUGAGAUGCAGAAGAGUGGUCAGGGUACUACAUACAGAGACCCGGUAGCCAAAGUUCCGUAUUAUGUAAAUCCAAAUACAAAAUUGUGGGUUGGAUUUGACGACAAAGAGAGUCUUCAGAAAAAGAUUACAGAACUCAUCAACAAAGAUGGCUAUGGAGGAGCCAUGAUCUGGUCUCUCCCUCUGGAUGAUUUCAAAGGUACAAUCUGCGGGGAGGGAAAAUACCCACUGAUUUCUUUGAUUAAGGAGGAGCUGCAGAAAGCCCCUUUGGAAGGACCUGUGAGAUCGACCAGCAGUCCAGUUACCAUCAAACCAACGUCUGUAACAACCACAAAGGGCGUCGAAUCAGAUCCAGCGAAAUACAAGCUGGUAUGUUACUACACCAACUGGUCCCAGUACAGAAACGGUGCCGGCAAAUUCUUCCCCAAGGACAUUGAACCUCAACUGUGCACACACAUCAUCUAUGCCUUCGGAAAAUUGGUGGGGAACAAGAUCACCAACUUUGAAUGGAACGACAACGACGAAUAUAACAACUUGUAUGCACAGGUGAAUGCUCAUAAACAACAAAAUCCUAAACUGAAAACAUUGCUGGCAAUGGGAGGAUGGACAGCCGGAAGCCUGGCUUACUCAAACAUGGCGUCUACAGCGCAAAAUCGGAAAGAGUUCAUUGAUUCUGCUAUUUCGUGGUUACGGAAAUACAACUUUGAUGGCCUCGAUAUGGAUUGGGAAUACCCAGCAAACCGGGAUGGGAAACCUUAUGAUAAAGCAAACUUUGCUCAUCUUUGUAAGGAAACACGUGAAGCAUUUGACAAGGAAGCUGCUACCACAGGGAGGGAGCGGUUAUUAUUUACAGCCGCUGUUGGCGCAGGGCAGAGUGUCAUAGACACUGCUUACGACGUCCCAGUGAUGGCAAAAUACAUGGACUUUAUUUGUACAAUGACGUACGACCUGCAUGGAUCUUGGGAGUCAUUCACUGGUCUACAUACUGGACUCUACGCCUCGAACAAUGAUUCGGAUAAAACUUUGAAUGUUGCAUCUGCAGCAGAAUACUGGCAUCAGAAAGGAGCACCUCGAGAGAAAUUGAUCAUUGGGCUGGGAACCUAUGGCAGAAGUUUCACCCUGUUGGACGCGUCUAACCACGGGGUCGGUGCUCCAGCAUCGGACGCUGGAGCAGCAGGGCCGUACACAGGAGAAAAGGGCUUUCUCUCUUAUUAUGAGAUUUGUGAGAUGCAGAAGAGUGGCCAAGGUACUACAUACAGAGACCCAGUAGCCAAAGUUCCGUAUUUUGUGAAUCCAAGUACGAAACUGUGGGUUGGUUUUGACGACAAGACCAGUAUCUAUACAAAGAUCACAGAUCUCAUCGUCAAAGAUGGCUAUGGAGGAGCCAUGACAUGGGCCCUUCCGCUGGAUGACUUUAAAGGUACAAUCUGUGGGGAUGGAAAAUAUCCACUGAUUUCUUUGAUGAAGAAGACACUGGAAGCAGCUGGUGGAGGAGGACCUGUGAACCCACCAUCAACUAACCAACCUGUCACCAACGCCCCUACAACAGCUGGCCCUACUAAUGCCCCUUCCACAGCAGGCCCUACCGUGGCACCGACAAACGGUCCUGUUACCACCCAGUCACCAUUCGUAACCACCACAGGGGGAGGCGGAUCAGUGGAUAUCAUUUGCGCAAGAAGUUCACAUGGAUUUGUGUUUCCCAAUGUGUAUGAUUGUACAAGUUUUUAUCAGUGUGUGUAUGGAAAGGCUGUUAAAAUGUCCUGUCAAUCCGGUCUUUACUUCAAUCCCACAACCGAGUCAUGUGACUGGCCCUCAAAUGUUAAAUGUAUCCAAAUCACGACGACCACGCCCACGACACCCACACCUGCCACAGACUUGUGUCCUUAUGAUGGGGCUAUAAGAGACGCUCGUGAUUGUUCUCGGUACUAUCUCUGCUGGGAUGGAGUUAUCAUAAGGUUAUCUAAGAAAUGUCCUACUGGAGAGCUGUUCAGUAACACAUAUAAAGUCUGUGAUCGUGCAGAUAAGGUUAACUGUAAUGACAGUCCAUCAUCUACUGCAUCUCCAACAACAAAAGGACCAUCAACAACAAAACAACCAUCAACAACAAAACAACCAUCAACAACAAAACAAUCAUCAACAACAAAAGAACCAUCAACAACAAAACAACCAACUACAACAACAAAACCAACAACAACAACAACAACAAAACAACCAACUACAACAAAACAACCAUCAACAACAAAACCAACAACAACAACCAAGGCAACGACUGCCCCCUCUACUGCAUCGCCGACAACUCAGAAACCAAUCACUGUGGCUCCCUCUACACAAGCACCUGUACCAGAGAACCCGUGCAUUAAUGGUGGUAGCGCUCAACUUCAUCCCUAUCCUCCCGACUGCACUAAAUACAUUCAAUGUGUGCAUGGGUUUCCAAUCACCAGGCCAUGUAACUAUCCACUACAUUUCUCCCUGGCGUUUCGCACCUGUACUUGGUCAUAUCUAGCUAAUUGUCAGUAGACUUUAUGAAUGUGACAUACAUUUUGAUUAAUAAAGUUACAGUCAAAUAAU
This is a messenger RNA of Ostrea edulis (European flat oyster), 8515 nucleotides long. RefSeq lists its product as uncharacterized. Gene Ontology annotation, cellular component: extracellular region. The record is from RefSeq and is a predicted model, not a curated record. Gene Ontology annotation, molecular function: chitinase activity; chitin binding. The transcript is spliced from 46 exons. NCBI's taxonomy places the organism in Eukaryota, Metazoa, Mollusca, Bivalvia, Ostreida, Ostreidae. Gene Ontology annotation, biological process: carbohydrate metabolic process; chitin catabolic process. The coding region runs from base 137 to 8464 and encodes 2775 amino acids.